AGUGGAUUAUUAAACAUUGUUAAAAUGAACAUUGUCGCUUUUCGAAUUCUGGGGGUUGUUGGGAGAUGCAGCUGUCAGAGACUGAAUCAGUAUUUUCUACAGACAUCGAGAUUAAGUUUGACACGGACGUACGGUUCUGCUUUGUUUAUUCCGGAUAAAAAGGGCCAUGAAAGUUAUUCUUUCUUAUCACCAAAAUUGGACUUCGAUAAGAGGUUUAAUGAUCUCGAUAGGUUGAAAAAAGAAAUGUUGUUGCGCAAUGUGGACAUUGACGUAGUCUCAUUAAAGGAAGCUUGGGAAUCCUAUAAAUGUGUCCUUGGAAAGAAACAGAUUUUAGAGGAGAAAAGAGUUCAGAUAGCAGAUCGAUCAAAAGAUUUGCAUCAGAAAGCAAAACGUACUGCCGAGGAAGAGAAAGAGUUACUCGAGCUUCAAGAACAGGGGAAACUUGUUAAGAAGGAUCUAAAGGAUAUUAGAGAUGUUAUAUUUGAGUAUGAAGAAAAUUCUAUAAUACCGGCUUUCAAAUUACCAAAUGAGUUAGAUCCUAGGACACCUGCUGAGUCAUCGAAAAUAAUGGAUAUUAUUGGAGUCUUACAAGAGAUACCCCGAGAACAUAGAAAAAGUCACGUACAAAUUGGAACGUCCUUAGGGUUAUUAGAUUACAGAAGUCCUAUAGAAUACUAUUUACUUGACAAUGCAGCUUUCUUUGAAUUAGGAGUCUUGGAACUAGCAGGUCGACUCUUUAAAGAAAUGGACAUGACACGAGUGGCAGGAAUGGAUUUCAGUCACAGUCGCUUAGUCGAAGGCUCAGGCCUUGAUUAUGAAAAUCCUACUGAUACUUUUAUCCUUCAGGAUGACUCAGUUAAAAUAUCAGAUCAUAUGCAUUUAGUUGGAAGUGCAACCCUUAUUUCUAUUCUAGCUUUAUACACAAAACAAUUAUCACGUCCUUCACUAUUUCCAGUAAAACACUUUGCUACUGGAAGGGAGUACAAGCCUGUUCUUGAAGAUACGCCGCUUAAUGGUUUGUUUACCAUUUGUCAGUCAUCCGUAGCACACGCUUUCAUCAUGGUCAAAGAUGCCGAAGAUGCAGAAAUAGAACUUGAAGAUCUUCUUCAAACGGUUAAAAAAUUAUACAGAAAUAUUUGUAGUCAUUACAGAAUUGUAAAGAGAUCGGCUGCAGAACUGCGCUCGUGGGAAAGUUUACGUAUCUCCUUUGAAAUGUGGUCACAAUUCUCUGGAGAAUACAUUGAAGUGGGACAUAUUUCAACGUAUGGUGAUUUCUUAAGCAAACGUUUGCUUAUUGGGUAUCAGGCACCUAAAGGAAAUAAGUUUCCUCUAAUUAUAUCUGGAAUGGUACUGUCGGUACCACGUGUGCUUGGUUGUCUUCUGGAACAAAACCCUGAUAAAUUUUUAAUACCACCAGAAGUAGAAAAAUGUUUUCCACAAUACUGUGCUGCAGAAUUCACCGAUUAGAAGUAAUAAGUUUGUAUCCAAAGUAGUUAUAUAAUAAAAAAUGGUUUAUAAUGUAUGCAAGUUUAUAAAUACUAAAAUGUUUUGAUUA
Messenger RNA from Orussus abietinus, 1555 nucleotides. RefSeq names its product serine--tRNA ligase-like. The transcript has a single exon. The coding region runs from base 25 to 1467 and encodes 480 amino acids. Gene Ontology annotation, molecular function: tRNA binding; ATP binding; serine-tRNA ligase activity. Gene Ontology annotation, cellular component: mitochondrion. Lineage: Eukaryota; Metazoa; Arthropoda; Insecta; Hymenoptera; Orussidae. Gene Ontology annotation, biological process: seryl-tRNA aminoacylation. The record is from RefSeq and is a predicted model, not a curated record.